UUGACAUACACUCACUUACAAUACAAUACACACAUACAUACAUACACACAUACACACAUACACACAUUCACACAUACAUACAUACACACAUACAUACAUACAUACAUACAUACAUACAUACAUACAUACAUACAUACAUACAUACAUACAUACAUACAUACAUACAUACAUACAUACAUACAUACAUACAGUACACUUUUUAAUACAAGGACUUCACAGUUAUUCCUGUCCCAAAGGGAGGGGAAGACUUGGACCAGGCAGAGAUGACACUUCUAUCAUCUCCACUCAUCUUCUUCCUUCUUGCCACAGCUUGUAGCAAACCAAUUGCUGAGAACCGCCACCAAGAUGCUGAUCAGCAAGAACCGGGUUCACUGGAUGAGUACAACGGAGUCUCUGAGUGGCUUUCUUCUGGCUCCAAAGUAGCUAAAGCACAUGACUUCUAUGAGUCCAGAGAUUUUUCCAUGAGUCAGUCCACCGAGGGGACGUUGCAAGAGUCAAACGAGGAAUCAAUGGCGGAAUCUUUUGGGGAAUCAUCGAAAAAACCUUCAAAGGACUCAUCUGAAGAAUCCUCAAAGGAAUCAUCCGAGGAAUCCUCAGAGGAAUCUUCGAGCGAAUCAUCUGAGGAAUCAUUUGAGGAAACCUCAAUGAAAUCUUCUAAGGCACCCAAAAAGGAAUCGUCUGAGGAAUCAUCGGACAAAUCCUCAAAGGAAUCUUCUGAGGAAUCAUCUGAAGAAUUUUCAAAAAAAUCUUCUGAGGAAUCAUCUGAAGAAUUUUCAAAAGAAUCUUCUGAGGAAUCAUCUGAGGAAUUUUCAAAGGAAUCAUCUGAGGAAUCCUCAAAGGAAUCUUCUAGCGAAUCAUCCGAGGAGUCAUCCGAGGAAGUUCCCGCCACAGGAGACCCCACCACGUCGCCCACUGCCACAGCACCCGACACGACAUAUGACGGCAGAGCCCCCAGUCCCACCCCCAGCCCCGCACCCACAACACGGAACACGGAUCAGGCAACUACACCUGAAAAAAGAGGAGACAAUUAAGAUGGUGAAUAACUAAAAGAUAUGAUGUCCUUCUUGUUCUUGUUUCUUUCAAUUUUGGAAAAAUAUUGUGACUUAAUAUUGUAUUUUUUGAAUUACUGUGCAAGUAUUACAAAUGAACAUGUUUGUUCCUGCAUAGAAUGUAUUGAAACAGUUGAUGAUGCUCAUGUAUUUAUGAAUGAAUUUAAUCUCACAUUGAAAGCGACUCCAAAAAUGUUGAAAAAAAACCUAGACAAUAAAAAAAUGUUGAAAUGUU
This is a messenger RNA of Nerophis ophidion (straightnose pipefish), 1284 nucleotides long. RefSeq lists its product as uncharacterized. The coding region runs from base 264 to 1031 and encodes 255 amino acids. Lineage: Eukaryota; Metazoa; Chordata; Actinopteri; Syngnathiformes; Syngnathidae. The transcript has 3 exons. The record is from RefSeq and is a predicted model, not a curated record.